This is a messenger RNA of Paramisgurnus dabryanus, 4112 nucleotides long. RefSeq names its product frizzled class receptor 1 (gene fzd1). NCBI's taxonomy places the organism in Eukaryota, Metazoa, Chordata, Actinopteri, Cypriniformes, Cobitidae. Gene Ontology annotation, cellular component: plasma membrane. The record is from RefSeq and is a predicted model, not a curated record. Gene Ontology annotation, biological process: non-canonical Wnt signaling pathway; canonical Wnt signaling pathway. Gene Ontology annotation, molecular function: Wnt receptor activity; Wnt-protein binding.
GCGCGAGACAGCAGGGCGCCUGGAAACAGGUUUGAACAGCUCACAGUAACUCACGCGCGACGCACACAAAACUCUUUGCUCGCUUUUCAUAUUUGUUUUGGUAACCGCAGUCGCUCGAGGUCCGUGUUGCAACAAAACGUUUGCCACCGCACUUCCCGAAAAGUUUUUACUGGAGUAAGAUCCCGUUUGUCCGGAUAAAUCAACAAAGAGCGCGGGUGUCGCUUGCGGUCGAGCGCGCGGUGACACAGCGCUGAAGACGAUGGCCGCCGCGAUUUUCCUGCUCGCUUUGGGAAUACUGGGAGUGCGCGGACAGUACGGCGAGCGCGGAAUGUCGGUGCCCGAGCAUGGCUUCUGUCAGCCCAUCACCAUCCCGCUGUGCACGGACAUCGCCUACAACGAGACCAUCAUGCCGAACCUGCUCGGGCACACGAACCAGGAGGACGCGGGGCUGGAGGUGCACCAGUUCUACCCGCUCGUCAAAGUCCAGUGCUCGCCGGACCUCAAGUUCUUUCUUUGCUCCAUGUACGCGCCCGUGUGUACGGUUCUGGAACAGGCGCUGCCGCCGUGCCGCUCGCUGUGCGAACGCGCGCGUCAGGGCUGCGAGGCGCUCAUGAAUAAAUUCGGGUUCCAGUGGCCGGACAGUCUGGCGUGCGAGUCGUUCCCGGUGCACGGCGGCGAGCUGUGCGUGGGUCAGAACACGUCCGAGAGGAGCGCGCCCAUCAACCCGACCCCAGACGUGAUACUACCCACACCCGACCACGUCACAAGGGGGCAUUUCAAAUGCCCGGCGACCCUCAAAGUGCCCCCGUACCUCAACUACCGCUUUCUGGGGGAGGAGAACUGCGCCGCGCCUUGCGAACCCAAGAAGCUCCACGGGAUGAUGUACUUUAGCGAGGAAGAGCAGAGGUUCGCGCGCAUAUGGAUCGGGAUCUGGUCCGUCUUGUGUUGCGCGUCCACUCUGUUUACGGUUCUGACCUAUUUGGUGGACAUGAAGCGCUUUAGUUACCCGGAGAGACCCAUCAUAUUCCUGUCCGGGUGUUACACCAUGGUCUCCAUCGCCUACAUCGCCGGGUUCCUGCUGGAAGACAAAGUGGUUUGCAAUGAGAAGUUUGACAACGAGUUCCGAACUGUAGUGCAGGGUACCAAAAAGGAGGGAUGCACCAUACUCUUCAUGAUGCUGUACUUCUUUAGCAUGGCCAGCUCCAUCUGGUGGGUCAUCCUGGCGCUCACCUGGUUCCUCGCCGCCGGGAUGAAAUGGGGCCACGAAGCCAUCGAGGCGAACUCGCAAUAUUUCCACCUGGCGGCGUGGGCCGUCCCGGCCAUCAAGACCAUCACCAUACUGGCCGUGGGUCAGGUGGACGGAGAUGUCCUGAGCGGUGUGUGCUUCGUGGGCACCAACAGCGUGGACGCGUUGCGCGGCUUCGUCCUGGCACCGUUGUUCGUAUACCUCUUCAUCGGCACGUCGUUCCUCCUGGCCGGGUUCGUGUCGCUCUUCCGCAUCCGAACCAUCAUGAAGCACGACGGCACUAAGACGGAGAAACUGGAGAAGCUGAUGGUGCGCAUCGGCGUCUUCAGUGUGCUGUACACGGUACCCGCCACCAUAGUGAUCGCCUGUUAUUUUUACGAGCAGGCCUUCCGGGACCAGUGGGAACAGACAUGGACCGCUCAGUCAUGCAAGACGUACGCAGUGCCGUGUCCAGGUCACAAUCCUCAGAUGAAUCCGGACUUCACGGUGUUCAUGAUCAAGUAUCUCAUGACUCUGAUCGUGGGCAUCACUUCAGGGUUCUGGAUUUGGUCCGGGAAGACUCUCAAUUCAUGGAGAAAGUUUUACACGAGACUGGCGAACACUAAACAAGGAGAAACCACUGUGUAAACAUUCAGGUUUCUGAUGGAUACACAAAACUCUUUACAGAUGUACUGAAGUGUUGUAUAUAAAUGUGAUUUUGUAUUUAAGACUCAACUUGGAUUUCAAUCACUCGUGUUUUUUUAUAUAAUAUCAGAGGAACUUUUUGGCAGAACAUUUUUUUUGCAGAUUAUUUAUAAUGAUGUUUUUGGAGGUUUCCUUGGAAUAUUCUGGCUCUCGUGGGGAUACUUUUUCUAAGCCUGUGUGUGGUUUAUAUGUAAAACUAAUUUUUUUCCCCUUCGUCAGUAUUUCAAUGGGAAAAUAUUCACGUGUUGCUAAUACUGCUUGUGAAUUGUGCACCAGCACUUCAGGCCAUACCAUGGAAACAAUUUGGCUUUAAAUUAAAGCUUUAUGUUUCUGGGUGCAGAUGAAUUACUGGACUGGAAUAUUUUAUGGAGGGUAAGACUUUAAUUUGGAAAAAGGAGCUAAAACACAAGUACCUGUAAGUACCCACGGUUAACAUGGCUGAUGUUUCUAGCUGUUGAUGAAACUUAAGUGCCUUUCUUCAUUUUGGAAUCAUUGUAUUUGGACCGCAAUUUGCGUCAAAUCUGCACUUAUUUCUAACUCAAUGAAAUAACACAAUUCUUCUGGAUGUGUUUUCCUCGGUCUGUAAUUAACUUUGAUAAUGUUUUUCAAGUUUUUGUUGGUUUAAUGUGCCUGUUUUGCACAGAAGUGACUCUGAACAUACAGCGAGAACUGAAUGGACUGUGUUUCAAUGAACCACACAAAUAAUUUAAUAUUAGGGAUGAACCGAUGCAGGACAAAAGUUUUUGUUUACAUUUUAUAUAUACAUGUGUGUAUAAUAAUAAUAAUGUGUAUAUAUACUUACACACAUACAUGUGAAAGAAAAUAUAUAUUUAUAUAAUUACUUAAUAUUAAAAUGUAUAUGCACUUGUUAAAUGUUCUUAAGUUUAUACAUGCAAGUGUGUGAAUUUAUAAAUACAUAAUUACACACACACACACACAAAUAUGAUAUAAACAAAAACUUUUAUUCUGCUAGCGAUUUGUUGUGAUGAAUUGUUAUGCAGCCCUACUUUUUACUCACAAAAUCCUAAAAGUGCAGAGCAUACAAACUACUUGCUUGUGACCCAAUUCAAAAUAAUUAUAGGCCAACAUAUCGGUGCAUCCCUUUUAAAUCUAUUGGUCAUGAUUAGGAUUGCAAAUUCUGGGAUUAUUCAAGGCUGAAAACUUUCCAUGGGAAUAAACUGGAAAUUUGAAAAAAAAAUGCAGAGUUGCAUAUAAUAGGAAAUUUAAAUGUGGUUUAAAAAAUCUUCCCUAAAUUUCCAAAUAAUUCCCAUAAAUCCCUGUUAACUUUCCAACUUUCCGCCCCUUUGCAACCCUAGUCAUGAUGUGUGCAUUGGGAUCCUGACUUUGCCAAAACAGUAUAGUCGCUGACUUUAGGGGCGUUUGAGUUGUGAUGAUGACCCAUACAUUGACUAAGAAGAUAAACGAGCAGUUGUUUGAGAUCUGAUUUAGUGUUAAGUGUAAAUGCCACUUCCACAUUUUACCAACAACCCUGUUGAUGUGUAUUAAUUUUAUGUAAAGGGUGUAAAAUUUCUGUUAGUGUAACCUCAUCUAUGUGAACCAUAUCAUAGUAAUGUCACCCGUUAACUCUUAAUGUAUCGGUGGACCGCUACUGUUGCCCUGAAUCAGGGUUUGGUCACAUAUCAUCAUAUGCAUCUUACAGUUGAUUGUCUAUUGCAAAUAUCUUUCUUACAAAUGCAAAUGAAUGUUUUUGUUUCUCCAAAGGAGUUUAUGUUAAAAGAAAAGUAGAUGUGAUUACAGAAAAGCACUGUCAGGGUCCAUGGAAGAUGCCUGCUUUUAAAAUCCUGUGUUUCUCUGAAAUGCUUUAUGCAUGGAUUUAAAAAAGUAUUUAAUCACUUCUUAUAUUCAAAAUGUCUAUCGGUCUGUUCAUUUUGUUUGUCAUACUCCUGCUUGUAAUACUAUUAAAAGUCCUUUAUAUUUAUAGACAAUAGUUUAUAUAUUUACUUCUCUACAGAAUAAAGCUCACGUUUAUACAAAACGUUCCUGUAUUUUGACAAUUUAGUUUUUGUGGAGGGGACAGGUGGCUUUUAUUUUAUAAUCCUUUUUGUUGAAAGAUGUGUUUUGCAAAAGAGGUUGAUAUUAAUGUUGAAUCUGUGAAUUCAGUGGGUGGUUUGUGUUGUGUAAGAGAGAGGAGAUGAGAUAUGGCUUCAAGUCAUUUGUGCUA